CGCGGGCGGCGGCCGGGGCCAUGGCCGAGGGCGGCGGGGGCGCGCGGAGGAGGGCGCCGGCGCUGCUGGAGGCGGCCCGCGCGCGCUACGAGAGCCUGCACAUCUCGGACGACGUGUUCGGCGAGUCGGGCCCGGACAGCGGCGGGAACCCAUUCUACAGCACCUCGGCCGCCUCGCGCUCCUCCUCGGCCGCCUCCUCGGACGACGAACCCGAGCGCCCCGGCCCCCCGCGGGCUCCCGCUGCCCCGCCGCCGCCCCGCACCGCCGACGCGCAGAAGCUGGAGGAGGACGAGGCCGGCGCGGGCUGGAGCGCCACGCUGCGGGACCGGCCGCCCCCGCGCUUCGAGGACACUGGCGGUCCAACCCGAAAGAUGCCCCCCAGUGCCAGUGCCAUGGACUUCUUCCAGCUCUUUGUCCCUGACAACGUCCUCAAAAACAUGGUGGUGCAGACGAACAUGUACGCCAAGAAGUUCCAGGAGCGGUUUGGGAGUGACAGUGCCUGGGUGGAGGUGACGCUGACAGAGAUGAAGGCGUUCCUGGGCUACAUGAUCUCCACCAGCAUUUCCCACUGCGAGUCGGUCCUCAGCAUCUGGAGUGGCGGCUUCUACAGCAACCGGAGCCUCGCCCUUGUCAUGAGCCAGGCCCGCUUUGAGAAGAUCCUCAAGUACUUCCACGUUGUGGCCUUCCGCUCCAGCCAGACCACGCACGGCCUCUACAAGGUCCAGCCCUUCCUUGACUCCCUGCAGAAUGGCUUCGACUCUGCCUUCAGGCCUUCCCAAACCCAGGUGCUACAUGAACCCCUGAUUGACGAGGACCCUGUGUUCAUUGCUACAUGCACAGAGCGGGAACUGCGAAAGAGGAAAAAGCGGAAAUUCAGCCUCUGGGUCAGGCAGUGUUCUUCCACUGGCUUCAUCAUCCAGAUUUACGUCCACCUGAAGGAAGGCGGGGGCCCAGAUGGGCUGGAUGCACUGAAGAAUAAGCCCCAACUCCACAGCAUGGUGGCCAGGAGCCUGUGCCAGAACGCGGCAGGCAAGAACUACAUCAUCUUUACGGGGCCCAGCAUCACCAGCCUGACCCUGUUUGAAGAGUUUGAAAAGCAAGAGAUUUACUGCUGCGGCCUGCUCAGCUCCAGGAAGAGUGACUGUACCGGCCUGCCACCGUCCAUGCUGACCAACCCCACCACCCCUCCGGCCCGUGGCCAGCACGAGAUCAAGAUGAAGGGGAACAUGUCUCUGAUCUGCUGGUACAACAAAGGGCACUUCCGCUUCUUGACCAACGCCUACUCACCCGUGCAGCAAGGCAUGAUCAUCAAGAGGAAGCGUGGGGAGAUCCCCUGUCCCUUGGCUGUGGAGGCGUUUGCCGCUCACCUCAGCUACAUCUGCAGAUAUGAUGACAAGUACAGCAAGUAUUUCAUUUGUCAUAAACCAAAUAAGACCUGGCAGCAGGUCUUCUGGUUUGCUGUCAGUAUCGCUAUCAAUAACGCCUACAUCCUGUACAAAAUGUCGGACGCCUACCACGUGAAGAGGUACAGCCGGGCACAGUUUGGCGAGAGACUUGUGAGAGAGCUGCUGGGCCUGGAGGACGCUUCUCCAACCCAGUGAUGCCCUUGGCAUGGGCCCCAGGCUUAGGUAAGGACCAGUUCGAGGGAGGGGCAAGAGGGAGAGAGCCUGCCAUUCUGACCUACCCAACCAGACCCGGAGAUGCCUUGGUGUGUGGCCCCAGCCUGGGAGGGGUGCUCAAGGCCUCUGGAGGGACCAGGAUGGACCUGGUCAGAGGAUGGCUGCUGUCCCAGUUUCUGUUCAAAGAAGAGUAUGUCCUCCCUCCAGGAAGCAGCCACCCACCUCUCAGUGAGCGCUCUGCAGAGAGCGAUGCCAGCCCAGACUCUCUACAUGGGGCCAGUGCUGCUGUCAGUCGUGAGUUGCUCAGCAGGGCCCUCCAUCCUCACGACACCGGUGGAGCCUGCAAAGAGACUCAACUCUUAGCACAGGGGACCUGGGAAGGCUGUUGCCACUAAAAGUGCCAGGGGUAGGAUGAGGCAUAGCAUGUUCUGCUAGAAAUACCUGCUUUGUAAAGAUGUACAGACAUUUGUGACAUGGUUUGAUUUCAUGCUAUGUCUAAAGGUGACAGGAAACAAGCAAGGAUGGGCUCUGUAUUGCUAAGAUUGUUCGAGUAUGUAUAGGAGACCAGAGGCUUUGCCAGCAUUUGCCUGGUGCAGGCAGCAUAGAACAGGUCUGAGAGUAGAAGAAAGACAAAUGGGUGCCAUUAAAAUGCAGUGAUGAAAUGGGGGCGUGGUUGUCCAUUCUGGUUGAUAAAUGAGGCAUUCCUGCUCAGUUCAUCUGUUUGGCUGGUGGAUGGCAGAAAGGGAAAACAUUGACAGAAUCCCAGUGAAGUGUGAUGCUAUUUUUUAUUUUUAAAUGUAUCUUCAGGUUAUUUUCUUACUGUUGCUUAAGAUCUUCUGUAAAAGGAAAAUGUCCCCUUCUUUCCCAUCCUCUCACCCCCUUGCCUCACCCCAGUCAUGGCUCCUUGCAUGAUCACAGUUCUGUGUUCUGUGUUCUGUGCUAGGGCCAGAAGGGGCAGCUUGCUUCCAGAACAAAUAUGGUUGCACUCUGAUAGGGACCACAGGGGGCCUGCAGGCCGUAAGCUUUGUCACAGACAUUAACAGUGGCAGAAUUACUUGUUUUGAAAAAUAUGUAGCAUUACUGAAACAAACAACAAAACGUCUCCACGGAUAACCACUCACUAAUUCUCUUUCUGUCGUGCGCAGUCCCUGGCAGUGUUUGCUGGUCUCAGGCCAUAUCCUCAGACUGGUGUGGCCAGUGUUGGCAAACCCCGCAGUGGGACCGGGCUGCCAGAUUGGUUGGGUGUGAUUUCCCGAGGCGGGCAGGGCCUGCUCACCUUUGUGCUGAGAGGACUACUUGACAAGCAUCUGGCAGUGAGGCCUCCACUUACUUCCCGAAAUGAGCUGGGCUCUUUCCGAACUGAGGUUCACACAUCUCCAGGGGAGCCCUCACCAGAGUGGUCAGCUGGUCUGGCGGUCCCCACAGACGAGAAACAAGUAAUUUCUGGAUUUCCACAAUCCCCUUUCAACCCAAUUUGCGUAGCCCCUGAUUUUUACAAAUGCAAAUCUAUUCUGCUCAGGCUUCGGGACUGUUUUCCUUGUUCACACCCAGUUAAUUGAAAGUGUUGCUGGCAGCAUGCUCCCGAAUCCAUGUCAUUCCUGUGUCCUGGGCUCAUGACCAUCACCCUCCCCUGUGGUUUUGAUUCAAUGCCGCGGAUUGUAGGCCAAGUUCCAAACUGAAUUUCAGAACACCUUUGCCGUGUCCUUUAACUGGAUUGAGAGCACUUUUACCACAUGGAGAAAUAUAUUUUUAAUUUGUGAUGCUUUUCUACAAGUUCCACUAUUUCUGAGUUUAAUGUGUUUCCAACACUUAAGGAGACUCUAAUGAAAGCUGAUGAAUUU
This is a messenger RNA of Equus quagga, 3460 nucleotides long. It is a transcript of the gene PGBD5, whose product is annotated as piggyBac transposable element derived 5. Gene Ontology annotation, molecular function: transposase activity. NCBI's taxonomy places the organism in Eukaryota, Metazoa, Chordata, Mammalia, Perissodactyla, Equidae. The coding region runs from base 21 to 1601 and encodes 526 amino acids. The transcript is spliced from 7 exons. The record is from RefSeq and is a predicted model, not a curated record. Gene Ontology annotation, cellular component: nucleus. Gene Ontology annotation, biological process: non-replicative DNA transposition.